AUGACCGAUUUAAGCUUCAUCAACAAACCCCAGUCACAACCGAUCAAAUACAAGUCCAUUAUUGACGUUUUCAAUGAGAAUGCGAGCGAGUUUCCGGAGAAGGAAAUAUGCAUCCAGCGUUUCCCUGACGGAUCUCGACGUCCGAUAACCUACAGCGACCUGAAGCGGAAGUCAAUGAGGACUGCUUCGUACCUGGUGGGUCAAGGUAUUAAAGUAGGAGAUAAAGUAGGAAUCGCGGGUCAGAACUCGAUAGAAUGGAUCAUCGGGGAGCUAGCUAUCCUCAUGGCAGGCGCCGUCAGUGUUCAUCUGCCAAUGUUCGAAGGGAAUUUCCGGAAGACCCUCGAAGGAAUACAGAUUUCAGAAUGUAAGUCAGCUCUACUUGAUCCAGAGAACGACGUCAAGUUUUUAGAAGACAUCGAGGAAUAUGUAAGCAACAAUCCAUCAAAUGAAAGAAGUGGAUCAGAGAACCUGGUCUUUGUCCUACUCCGGAAGCAUGGGAAAUCUACCCUACCUGAUGUGGAAUCAAUGGAAAAAUCAGAUGAAUCUCACACAGAGCGGAAACUUCCUCGAAUCUUUCCGGAGACCACGGCCAUUAUUUUAUGA
Molecule: messenger RNA, 603 nt
Organism: Pecten maximus
Lineage: Eukaryota; Metazoa; Mollusca; Bivalvia; Pectinida; Pectinidae
Product: bacitracin synthase 1-like
Exons: 1
Coding region: 1-603 (200 amino acids)
Source: RefSeq, a predicted model, not a curated record